AUGACUGAAAAUACUGAUUCAACACCUUCUCAAAAACAGCAACAAUAUCAUCGAUAUCCGCUUCGUGGGCAUGCAACAAAUCUUUAUAGCGACACAGUUGUCGUUGUCGGAGGUGGUAAUAACAGCCCUUCAGCUACCUACUACAAUAACAACAUCAAUACAAAUGUUACAAAUACACUAAACACAAACAAACAAAAAAUUAAUGUAAAAUUUCCUUCAAACACAAAUGUGGCCACAAAAAGUGGUGGAAACCAGCGGGGAGGGCAACAAUCUAGAACGGCAACAUUUCAACAAGGGGCUGUAGCAGAUUUGUUAUCAGCACAAUUGAAGGCGGAUUUGAGGAAAUUGAAGAAUGUCCUAAAAUUACCAAAAGCUCGUCGUUUCGUUUUUUGCGAGUAUUUUUACUCGGGUGUUGAUCAACAAAUAUUUUUGUCAGAAAAUGAAUUUGCCCAAUUAAUGAAAGAAUCUUUUCCAAAUUUAAAAUGCACAAAAAUGAGAAAGCCAGAAUGGAGAGAAGUUAGAAGACUUGUUGGAAGGCCUAGACGUUGUUCUCAAGCAUUUUUGAAUGAAGAAAGAGAAGCGUUGGAAGAAAAACGACAAAAAAUACGUCAAAUCUAUGAAGGGACUUGUUCUUCAAUAGAUGAUGAUUCAAUUGAUUUACCUUCAUAUUUGCCUCGUCCACCAGUUUUGGGACAAAGAAUUUAUGCUCGUGUUCAUAAUCCAAAAGAUGGAAUUUAUGCUGGUUCGAUUGAUGCUGUCUCUGCUGGGGAAGGAUCUUACCGAGUUAUUUUUGAAGAUUCAGCAAUUCCUCCGAGUGUUAUUAAAGAUUAUGAAUUAAUGUUUGACCAACCAGCAGAUCUUUUAUCAAUACAAUACUUUUUGGAACAAAAUCAUGCCAACAGAAGUCGUUCAAGUGGAAUAAUAAAUCCAUUAUCUACAACAAAAUCCCCGCAAAAACAGCAACAACAACAAUCUUCUUCCUCUUCUCAACAACAGUCAAUUUCUUUAGAAAAACAGCAACCAAUAAAUUAUAAUCAAAAUAAUUUAACUAAAAAUGUAGCAGAAUAUCAACAACAUUCAAAACCUACAAUUACUGAAAAUCAACAAAUUUUGCAUUCUUUGGCUAAAAAUGAAAGUGAAACUAGAGAUAAACCGGCAGUUAAAGCUGUUAUAGGUUUUUAUUUUUUGGGGGGAUUUACUGGGCUGGGUAGUUAUUAGAAUGUCAGUUAUUAGAAUGUCACUUAUUUUUAGAAUGUCACAUUCAGGGAUUAAUUGAGUGAGCUUGUUAGUUGAUGCGCUUAGGAUAUUACAAAGACCCGUCUUUUUAAAAAAUUCCAUCCUUUUAACAUCUCUUUAGAAAUAAUUAACUACAGUCGGUAGGAUACACUCUCCCGUCUGAAAAAUUAUACUUUAUACUAUAAUGUGAUGUAUCCUAACAUAUCUUUAGGGGAGCUUUUCCAUCAAGUGGCCAAUUAAUUAAUUUAAAAGUUGGACCAUAAAUUGAGUUAUACCUAAACUAUAUGUGCAGCUAUAGUGUAAUCCAACUACCGUUAAUGCUCUAAUAGAACCACACUCUAUCUGAAGCACACUCCCUAAUAUAAGCAC
Messenger RNA from Meloidogyne enterolobii, 1605 nucleotides. The record is from the annotation of a GenBank genome assembly. NCBI's taxonomy places the organism in Eukaryota, Metazoa, Nematoda, Chromadorea, Rhabditida, Meloidogynidae.